UGUUCGCGUUCGGUCAGUCCCAGUCGAGCGCUGCUACUCCCCGCGUCGUGACGAUCUGAGUACGAGCUGCUCCCUCGCCGCGCGCGCGAUAUUGCCUUAUCUUAUAUGUGACUACGUUCGCAACACCGUGUGCCAAGUCCGCGCCGUCCACGUUGAGUUUGCAUUUUUGUUUUUUUUUACGUCUCUAGCUUAAAUUUUUCCGGGAAAUAGUGUUUGCAAAAGUGUGAAACUGCAUUGGCGACGUGCGUCCAUAGUGUCACGUUACGCAGAUUUAGCUGGGAAGUGCUCGUGAAGUAAUCCGGAGUGAUCUGCGAAGUAUGUGCACCGGAGCUCUAGACGUUUGUUUACGGAUGUGAUCUUGAACCUGAAAUCGCAGUCGAACACGUUUUUCUAGAAAGCAAUACAUACCCAUACGGAGAAAAGCUGUUGUGAUUGUACCUAAAGAGCUUCGAUAGAUGUGUGAGAAGAAAGAUACUAAAAGCCGUGUGACGUCGUGUUAAAAAAUUAGAUCAUAGUAGAUGCGUCACCGUUGAUACAACGUGCAAGUCACAGAAACUCAUGGGACGACAUCGACGGCGACGGUCGUGACGAUACUCGUGAUAAUCAUCAUCGCACAGUUCAGAAAGAAACACAUUCCUGCCUAAAAAAGAGCCACCAUGCUGCGUUUCAGCCACGACAUUGACCUACUAAGCCCAAGCUGCCGAAACUCGUCGGUUUGUUGAACAGGUUGUUCCAGAAGUUCUCACCAGAUCAACCAAAUGACGGACGAGGUAAAACUCAAACCAUCAAUCAACGCCCUCGUCGCUAACACUAGUUACCGGGUGUCACUCCAAAGCUAUUCGCUGCUGUUUCCGUCGUUACUUCCGCUCGUAAGGAUUUAACUGGGGGACACAUCGCGCUUUUAAGUUAAGCCCUAAGUUUCGGUUGAUACAGUAUUUUUUUGUGUGUGUGUGGAAGAAGUAUAGCAGUUACUCUAGCGUUUGCCGAAAACAUGGACGAGAAAGGAAUCAAGUUCCUGCCGACGACAACUAAACCACGACCCAGAAUGCCGAAAGUCGGAUGGAGGCGAUCCGUGUCAGAUCGCAUCCCGGCCCGGUUGGUGCUGUACUUCCUGUCGUGGUCCGGCUUCCUGGUGUCGUUCAUGAUGCGCAACGACAUUAACUUCGCCCUAGUGGCCAUGGUGCGUGACAGUUCGUCCAACUCGUCCGUUAACGGCCACUGCGCACCAUCCAGUAUGGCGGCCCUGGUGGGAUCAUCACCAUCUGCGGUGACCAACGGCAACUUUUCAGAAUCGCUGCUACUGGGAAAUUUUACCGCCAACGGCGACGACGAUGUCGGGGCUGGUAUUGAUCUUCUGAUGGGAGCGGACGUGGUGGCAGAACGACGCGAUGAGAAUCUGUACGGGAAUUUUGACUGGGACUCGACGGUUCAGGCCGUCAUUAAGGGUUCGUUCUACUGGUGCUACGUACUGUCGCAGGUGGCCGGCGGAGUGGCCACUCAGUACUUCGGGACGAAGAGCGUGUUUGGCUGGAGUCAGUUCUUCACAGCUGCUUGCAGUUUAUGCAUUCCGUACGCUUCGGACAUUCAUUAUGGAGUGGUUAUUUUACUGCGGUCGAUCCAAGGAUUCGCCAGCGGGUUGACGUGGCCUGCUAUGUAUGCCAUCGUUGGAUACUGGAUACCACCGGUCGAACGGAGUCGGUUCAUGUCCAGUUUCCAAGGGUUUAGUAUUGGAAUAGGAUUAACUUACCCGUUGUGUGGGUUCAUCAUUGCCCACUUUGGUUGGAGAUUGGUGUUCUACACGACCGGUACUAUUGGAAUGAUUUGGUGCCUGUUUUGGUACCUGCUGGCAUUCAAUACCCCUCAAGAGCAUCCUCGGAUAACGCCGGAAGAGCUGGAGUACAUCGAACUGAAUGUGAGCGAAGACAUCAAAAACGGUCAGGGCAUGAAGGUGCCCUGGAAGAAGAUAUUUACAUCGAUGCCGGUGUACGCCAUCGGUUUGACCACUUUCGGGCGUAUUUGGGUUCACUAUACGUUCAUCAUGUCCGGACCGGAGUACAUGCAGAAGAUCCUCUGCUUCGACAUCCAGCAGAAUGGACUGCUCAGCGGAACGCCGUUCCUGUGUUCGUACUUGUCCUCGGUUUUGUUCUGCUAUAUUGCCGACAUUCUGGUGCACAAGCAGCUGAUGACACUGACCAACGUGCGGAAGCUAUUCACCGCCCUGUCGCAAAUCGUGCCCGGCGUUCUGGUGCUCCUGGUUGGAUACCUCGGGUACAACAUUGUGACGGUGCUGGUGCUGUGGUUUGUUGCCGUGACGUUCAUUACGGCGUCCUAUGCCGGAGCCAUGGCCAACAUCGUGGAUAUUGCGCCCAACCUGGCUGGACCGGUGCUGGCGUUCGCACAGACCAUACACAUGACGGCGUCGUUCCUACAGCCUCUGGUGACCGGAGUUAUGGUGACCGAUGCG
Molecule: messenger RNA, 2464 nt
Organism: Aedes albopictus (Asian tiger mosquito)
Lineage: Eukaryota; Metazoa; Arthropoda; Insecta; Diptera; Culicidae
Product: sialin-like
Biological process (GO): transmembrane transport; monoatomic anion transport
Cellular component (GO): membrane
Molecular function (GO): transmembrane transporter activity
Source: RefSeq, a predicted model, not a curated record